This is a messenger RNA of Cooperia oncophora, 636 nucleotides long. The record is from the annotation of a GenBank genome assembly. Lineage: Eukaryota; Metazoa; Nematoda; Chromadorea; Rhabditida; Trichostrongylidae.
AUGGAACCUACAGAUGGCUGGAGUCGUCGUGCGGUGCUUUUCGCAUUCUCGUGCUUCAUAGGCACUGGAGGCCAAGGUAACAGCACAACCUCAACCAAUGGCACAUCUUCGACCAAUGGGACAGGUUCAACCAAUGGCACAAGUUCGACAAAUGGCACGACUUCAACCAAUGGCACAGCUUCAACCAAUGGCACGGCUUCGACCAAUGGCACGGCUUCAACCAAUGGCACAGCUCCAGUAAACGGAACAGCUCCAGUAAACGGAACAGCUCCAGUAAACGGAACAGCUCCAGUUAAUGGUACAGCUACCAAUGGCACGGCAACUAACACUACCACUCCCCGAACGACGACAACAGUAGAUCCCGCUACUUGUAAGAUUUUAUCAGCUGCUAUGAUACGUUAUCUGAAAGAACUAUUACAACUGCUAUGUACUUUAGUAGCCAACUGCGACAGCGUCCGGAUGCCUAAAGAAGUACGACAAAGAUUCCUCGACCAACACAAUCUGCGCAGAGGCAGUUUGGCCAGAGGACUCAGUGAACGUAAUGCAUUCGAAGGGAAAAACGAGAUUGCGCCUCCAGCAGCUAAUAUGUAUCGUACGGUAAGAAAUUUUUCUUUAUUCAAAGAAUAUAGGUGCUGA